This is a messenger RNA of Guyanagaster necrorhizus, 881 nucleotides long. RefSeq lists its product as uncharacterized. The record is from RefSeq and is a predicted model, not a curated record. The transcript is spliced from 2 exons. Bases 366 to 881 code for a protein of 171 amino acids. NCBI's taxonomy places the organism in Eukaryota, Fungi, Basidiomycota, Agaricomycetes, Agaricales, Physalacriaceae.
UUGUCAUGGAGUGGUACCCUGAUCGUACAAGAUUCAAGACGCAUACUCGCCCUGGUGUCUACAUCAUUGAUUUCGAGACCGCAAUCCGCUUCUCUGAGGCUGAUGGUGUUGUUGGCAAUGGGAAUGCUCGAUAAUGAAGAUGAGUUUGUUUAUGACUUUGACGAAUGACUCAUCAUGUGUAGGUUCGAGAUCACAUUUCAUAUAUCCAUCUCGGUUUCUUGCGUGAGUCAUGAAUUGGAGUUCUCAGUCAUUGAUGACGCGUCCCGCUUGGACAAAGGUAUGCAACAGAGCGUUUAUCACCAUCGGAACUGUGUUUUCUAGGGCACACAUGACCCUUACGGUGAUACUGACACGGAGUUCCGCCUAUGGGACUAGUUCCUCAUUUCAGGGAAGCACUGACACAGUCAUCCUUCAUUGAGUUGUUAUAUACAUUACCCGGGCCACUGAUGGUAGACGCUGAUGCGUGUCCUCUGGCCGCCACCGUCCCCGUUGGCAGACUCCCAAAGUUCCUGAACAGCUGCUAUGAUCGGAGGUACUUCUCAGAAGCUCCCAAACUUUUCGGACUUCAGAAGUUCAGCACAUCUAAGCGUGAGGAGAUGCAGAUUUCAGACUCUGCGCUGUGUAAUAAAAAGCUAGAUGUGGACCAGACGAAUUUCUUACCGGCAGCGCCUGGGGCAGGGACCGUUGGGUGGAGAGCGCCAGAGAUUUCGCGCCGACGGAUGGUGGCCAUCCAUUUAGGGACUACUGAGGGAUGGAGAGGGAGAGAAACAUUCUUCAGAAUGGAGGGUUUGGGGGACAAGGGUUCUGAGGCUCCGAUUAAGCAGAUGCUCGACCGUGUCCCGCGCAAGCGGUAUGGUCUUUAUGACCUGUUCUUUGGAUGA